Messenger RNA from Diabrotica balteata, 2662 nucleotides. The record is from the annotation of a GenBank genome assembly. Lineage: Eukaryota; Metazoa; Arthropoda; Insecta; Coleoptera; Chrysomelidae.
CAAAGUUAAAUGUCAAUAUGUCAACUUAAUUUAGUGGGAAGGGUGUUUAUAGUAGGUGUAAUAAUAUAAUAUAAUUUAGUUAUUAAUUAUGGAAAGAUAAUUGUACUACAUAUUAGAAGAAAGGAAAAAGUAUGGUUUUUUGUAUGUAUUUACUCUCGUUUUAUUUCAACUAUCUGAAUGUGACUAUAUCCUCUUAAAAGGGGUAGCGUCGUCCUACCACAUUGUAUAUCUAUUAACAAUUACUGCUGAUCUUUAACAGGGUACCUACCUAUUAAUAUUAAAAAAUGGCAAAAGCUAAAGUCGGGGUGGACUGGAAGAGAAGAGUUAAGCAGGAAUACAUGAGGUUGCGACAGAUUAAAAGGUAUAAGAGAGCUGAUGAUGUAAAGCUAGCAUGGAAUCAAAAUAGAUCAAAGAUGAGUGAAAUUCUUAUUGCAGAACAGAAACGUUGGACUGAUGGUAAAGCUUUUUGGGGAAACACUCCUGAAUUACCGGCCCACUCAACAUGCAUGAAAAAAGCAGAAGUUAUUGGCAAUGAAGGGGAUAUACAGGUGACUACUAUCAAAAUAAUGAAUGCAGUAACACCUAUUCCAACCAUGUACACUUGGGCACCAAUACAGCAAAAUUUUAUGGUAGAGGAUGAGACUGUAUUACAUAAUAUUCCUUACAUGGGAGAUGAAAUUUUGGAUCAAGAUGGUACAUUUAUAGAGGAACUUAUCAAAAACUAUGAUGGAAAGGUACAUGGUGAUCGAGAAUCUGGUUUUAUAGAUGAUGAAUUAUUUGUGGAGCUAGUUCACGCAUUGGUCAAUUAUCAGGAAAAGGAUAAAGGCGAAAAAAAGAAAGAAGAGAAGGAAAAGGAGAAAGAAAAGAAAGAAAAAACAGAAGAAACAAAAGAUAAGAAAAAAGAUGACAUGGACUUUCCCACUUUUAUUAUUUUUCAGUCUAUUUCAUCUCAGUUUCCUGAUAAAGGUGGUCCUGAAGAACUAAGAGAUAAGUAUGUGGAACUGACUGAAAGAACUGAUCCCAAUGCUCCUCCAGAGUGUACACCAAAUAUUGAUGGACCCAAUGCUGCAUCAGUGCCUAGAGAACAAACUCUACAUUCAUUCCAUACUUUAUUUUGUAGAAGGUGCUUUAAAUAUGAUUGCUUCCUACAUAGACUGCAAGUUUGCCAUCCUGGACCCAAUCUGCAGAAGCGUCGUGGGCCUGACCUAAAACCUUUCACUGAUCCAUGUGGAACUGACUGCUAUUUACUUUUGGAUGUAGUGAAAGAAACAAUGGCUGCCAAAGCGAAGCAGGAAGAAGAGUCUGAAAAAGAAAAAGAGAAAGAAGUUAAAGCUAAAGUACCUAAAACUGCCGCAGAAACGGUCACAGAACUGAAAACGAACGGCGUUAGCAACCAGUCUCCGAGGAAGAUCUGUAAACAGCAGAGUGUUGAUUCUGGAAACGAAGCAAGCUCUGAAGAUAGCAACGAUAGUAAUAAGUACAAAGAUAAUGAUAGUUCCGAUCCAGUUUCUACCACAACGUCGUUUAGUUUAUUGGGUUUGAUGGGAGCCAACGAUCACAAGGAAUGGACCGGUUCAGAUGAGAGUCUAUUCCGAGGACUGCAUAAAGUUUUUCUUAAUAAUUACUGUGCCAUUGCUCAAAUUAUGCUAACCAAAACCUGUCAACAGGUUUAUCAUUUUGCUCAAAAAGAGUCGGCAGAUAUACCACCCGAAGAACAAAUUCGCGACUAUACUCCACCUCGCAAGAAGAAGAAGAAGCAUCGUCUUUGGUCUAUGCACUGUCGAAAAAUCCAGCUCAAAAAAGACUCAAAUAGUAAUCAUGUGUACAACUUUACGCCAUGCGAUCAUCCAGGACAAAACUGUGAUCAUAACUGCCCGUGUAUUGGUGCGCAAAACUUCUGCGAAAAGUUUUGUAACUGCAGUUCAGACUGUCAAAAUAGAUUUCCUGGAUGUCGAUGUAAAGCUCAGUGUAAUACCAAGCAGUGUCCUUGCUAUUUAGCUGUUAGAGAAUGUGAUCCUGAUCUUUGUCAAACGUGCGGUGCAGACCAGUUUGACAAUACAAAAAUUACUUGCAAAAACGUCAGUGUUCAAAGAGGAUUGCAUAAACACUUACUGAUGGCGCCGUCUGAUGUAGCUGGAUGGGGCAUAUUUUUAAAAGAUAGUGCCCAAAAAAACGAGUUUAUAUCGGAAUAUUGUGGAGAAAUAAUUUCUCAGGACGAAGCUGAUAGAAGAGGAAAAGUAUAUGACAAAUAUAUGUGCAGUUUUCUUUUUAAUUUAAACAACGAUUUUGUGGUGGAUGCAACUAGAAAAGGAAACAAAAUCAGAUUUGCUAAUCAUUCAAUUAAUCCAAAUUGUUAUGCCAAAGUGAUGAUGGUCAAUGGUGAUCAUAGAAUUGGAAUUUUUGCAAAACGACCUAUCCAGCCAGGAGAAGAACUAUUUUUUGACUACAGAUAUGGUCCUACCGAGCAACUGAAGUUUGUAGGAAUAGAACGAGAAAUGGAAUUCUUAUAGUCUUAACGUGAUGUUUUAUUUAAUUUUUUCCUCUGUUCACAUUUUGGCCUGAUUAUUUUAAUUUUAUAUAUUUUGACUUUUGAAAAGUACACAUUAAGUAUUCGUGUGUAAUUUUACAACUUUUAGUAUUGAAAUAUACACUUUAUAUAUAC